AUGUGGUCGUGGGUUCGAUUCCCACAGACGGCGAUAAUCAACAGUAGGUGUUUUGCAAUUUUUUUGUUUUUUUUUUUAAUUUCUCUAGAUUCAGAUAUUCCUUUAUUGUUUUGCCAUUUCCUGCUUCUCCAAAACCCAAAACCCCAGAAAAGAAAUGUUGCAGAGAAAUGUCUUCUUCUUCCCUCGUUGUUCAACUCCAAAUCUUCCUUCUCUCCCUUAACUCUUCUUCGCCUCUUCAGCGUUCUCUUACUUCCCCUAUCCCCACUAUCUUGGCAACUAAAACACCCCAAGAGAAAGAACCAGCAAUGCUUGGGCAGCGUGUCGUCCAGCAAUGAAGUUGGUGGCGGCUACUCUGAUGAAGAAUUUGACACAACUUAUAAAACGCAAAACCAACAAGUUCAAGACACCCAAAACUUUGAUUCUGCUCAGUAUGAAGCUCUACUCAAAGGGGGAGACCAAGUCACUUCUGUUCUUCAAGAUAUUAUAACCCUUGUUCAAGUGAUUGGACUUCUCUGUGGAACACCCCAGAAAGAAAGAAGACAUGAACUACUAUGCCGAGUUGCUGCUGGUGGUGGUGCUUUCAAAAGUGAAAAUGGCACCAAAGUUCAUAUUCCUGGAGCAAAUCUAAAUGAUAUAGCAAACCAGGCUGAUCAUUUGCUAGAGACGAUGGAAACUCGGCCAAGUGUUCCAGAUCGAAAACUACUUUCGAGACUAUUUUUUAUCAGAGAAGAAGCUCGAAAUAUGAUGGGAGGUGGAGUACUGGAUGAAAGAAAUGACUGUGGUUUUAGUUCUCUUCCUGAAUCAGAGGUGAACUUCUUAACAAAACUUGUAGCUCUGAAACCUGGGAAAACUGUCCAGGAAAUGAUAAAAAAUGUAAAGCUAGGGAAAGAUGAAGGUGCAGACUACUCUGACACUGAUGAAAAAAUUAAUGCUGGUAGAAUGAGACUCUGUGGAAUUGCUGGAAGGGUCAGUUUUAGAUUCAUUUCUAUACAAUUUUCUUUAUUGAUUAAAAAAUAUGGCUGGAUUUCGGCUAGAAAUGUUUGCAAAAUCAUGGAAAUUAUAGCAUAUUUACUCUCUUCUUGUCAUGAUAACCAGUUCAGUGUUACAGGGAGAAAACCACUUCCAGUUUGCCCCGGCAUGUUUCUUGAGACUGUCACAAAGGUUUUGGGUGGUAUAUGUAGUGGAAAUGUCUCUGGCAUAACAGCACAACAUUUAGAAUGGGUAAAUUAUCUUUUGCCUUGCCUUCUUGGUAACUCCUGAAAAUGGAUCUCUUAUGUUUGAUUUGACUGCACAAAUCGUUAACACCUUAUGUUGGCUUUUCUUUUAAUCUUACUAUUCCAUUAUUUCCUAUUUAGAAUGGGUAAAUUAUUAAUUCAAAAACAAAAUGGAAUAUUUUACCAUUACAUUAUUUUCUAUUUCUGAAUGAUCUAGAAUUUGCUUCAUAUCAUCAAUCACAAUUUGCAAUUUAGCUU
Durio zibethinus is the source of this 1472-nucleotide messenger RNA. NCBI's taxonomy places the organism in Eukaryota, Viridiplantae, Streptophyta, Magnoliopsida, Malvales, Malvaceae. The record is from RefSeq and is a predicted model, not a curated record.